Molecule: messenger RNA, 191 nt
Organism: Dentiscutata erythropus
Lineage: Eukaryota; Fungi; Glomeromycota; Glomeromycetes; Diversisporales; Gigasporaceae
Source: the annotation of a GenBank genome assembly
GUCUUUCAGAGUUAUAGUGAAUUUUCUUGGGAUCUCCGGUCUUCGGCGCUUUUGGAGAAUCUUGGUUUCUUCGGUCUUUCAGCGUUUUGGUGAAUUUUCUUGGAGUCUUCGGCGUUUUGGUCUUUGUGAAUUUUCUUGGGAUCUUCGGUCUUCGGCGGUUUUGGGGAAUUUUCUUAGUCUUCGGCGUUUUG